Messenger RNA from Sodiomyces alkalinus F11, 1980 nucleotides. RefSeq lists its product as hypothetical. Gene Ontology annotation, molecular function: RNA polymerase binding; transcription coregulator activity. NCBI's taxonomy places the organism in Eukaryota, Fungi, Ascomycota, Sordariomycetes, Glomerellales, Plectosphaerellaceae. The record is from RefSeq and is a predicted model, not a curated record. The coding region runs from base 148 to 1854 and encodes 568 amino acids. The transcript has a single exon. Gene Ontology annotation, cellular component: nucleus.
AAUCAACAUCAACACCUUGGACAAACCCACCAGUCUGGCCGGUCACCGAUAUAUCAGACAAGAGUGAAAGAGAUGCUCAAGUCGACAUACAAAGGCUCGGCCAAUGCUGCCAAUCCGCCGCCACUCCCCCCAGGAUGGACUGAACAUAUGGCACCCACAGGCCACAAAUACUAUUACCACGCCGAAUCGAAACAGUCGACCUACACGAGACCAGGCCUUCCCGUUCCUGCCCCGACCCCGCCACAAGAUGCCUCUGCAAGCUUCUACCAGUACUCUGCCGUGCCGAACCUAUCGGAUCCGCGUGUCGCCAAUGCCUAUCUCGCCCAGUUGAACGCACAGAACCGACCCGCGCAAGGAUCCCAUAGGGGAGGCCGCGGUGGCGGCGAUUCUCGUCCUCGCCCGCAGCCCGUGGAUAAACCGCGAUCCAAGGUUGCGAUACCGGGGUGCGAGCCUUGGAUUCUGGUCUACACCAGGUGUGACCGACGGUUCGUGUACAACCCGGUGAAGAAUACUAGCUACUGGCGAAUACCCGAGAAGCUCAUGGCGGGCAUCUUGGAAUUGGAUAAAGCGAGAUUACGGGAAAAGGCCAUGUCGGAAGGGCCAGAUCAGAAGGAGAAUGACAAGAACAAGGAGAAGGAGAAGGAGAAGGGUGAAGAUACAGCUGCGGCAGCGUCCGAAUCGGGCAGCAGGUUGCAGAGCCUGGGCCUAGAAGAAGCCGACCGCGAUCAAGCCGAUGACAGUUCCGAGUAUGAAGAAGUCGAGGUGACGGAUGACGAGGCGGACGGCGACGAGGCCCGUGAGGACGACAACAACGAUGACGAGCACCCCUCCAAACGACAACGAACCGAAGAACCCGUCGAGUUUAGCGAGGCCGAUAUUGCCUUUCAACUACAAGCCAUGGGCGAGCAGUACGGCCUAGACCCAGGCGAAUACGACGACGGAAACAGGGACGAAUGGCCCGAAGGCGCAGAGGGCGUACGGUUCUCCGAGGAAGACGCGCGGGCCUUGUUCAGGGACCUUCUGGACGACUUCAACAUCAACCCUUACAACGCCUGGGAGAAGCUGAUCGAGGACGGCCGCAUCAUCGACGACCCGCGCUACACCGUCCUCAACACCAUGAAGGCGCGCAAGGAGGUCUGGCAGGAUUGGUCCAAGGACAAGAUCAAGGAGAUCAGAGAGCGGCGCGCCAAGGAGGAGAAGAAGGACCCGCGCCUCGCCUACAUGGCCCUGCUCCACGAGAAGGCCUCCCCCAAGCUCUUCUGGGCCGAGUUCAAGCGGAGGUACCGGAAAGAACCCGCCAUCGCGGACCCGCACCUCAAGGACAAGGAUAGGGAGAAGUGGUACCGCGAACACGUCAACCGCCUCAAGAUGCCCCAGGCGACGCUCAAGGCCGAUCUGGCUGCGCUCUUGAAGUCCUUGCCGCCGUCGCUGCUGAACAACAAGACUAGGCUCGACCAGCUCCCGACGCAGCUGCUCGUGGACAUGCGGUACAUUUCCCUCCCGGCCGCCGUCAGGGACCCGUUGAUCGAGACGUACAUACGAACCCUCGGUCCUCCUCCUGAUGGGGCCGGUGGUGGUGGUGCUGGCGGUGAGGAAGAAGACGAGGCCUCUCGGAAAGCACGGGAAGCCAAGGAGCGGCGAGAAAGGGCGCUGAGAGAACACGAAAGGAAUGUGGCGGAGCAGAAGAAACGACAACAGCGGAGUCUCGAGAUGGGGCGAGCGAGAUUACGAGAGGAACAGAGGGAAAUUGAACGGGCGAUGCAGGUGGGCAAGGAAGGGUUGCAGUCCCCACUGGCGGCACUGCGGGAAAAGGAAAAGGAAAAGGAAAGGGAUCUAGAAGGCGGCGCAUCCUAAUAGCAGUCAAAAAAGUUGACGCGACGAGAUGCAACCUUGUAAUUAAUUAUGCAAUCUCAAAAUACCCAGGUGUUGACUGAUUCCAUACGCCUGCCUACUCUUCAGCAAAAAGCCGGUCCGUCUGCU